Pelmatolapia mariae (spotted tilapia) is the source of this 3072-nucleotide messenger RNA. It is a transcript of the gene clcn2a, whose product is annotated as chloride channel, voltage-sensitive 2a. The transcript is spliced from 24 exons. The record is from RefSeq and is a predicted model, not a curated record. NCBI's taxonomy places the organism in Eukaryota, Metazoa, Chordata, Actinopteri, Cichliformes, Cichlidae. Gene Ontology annotation, cellular component: plasma membrane. Gene Ontology annotation, biological process: transmembrane transport; chloride transport. Bases 1 to 3072 code for a protein of 1023 amino acids. Gene Ontology annotation, molecular function: voltage-gated chloride channel activity.
AUGUAUGGGCGGUACACCCAGGAGCUGGGUGUGUUUGCCAAGGAGGAGGCGGCGCGCCUACGUGAUGGAGGGGUGCGGGAUGGCGGUGGCAUGAGGAGGAACGCCAGCGUUCGUAGUCGUGCUGAUCUUCUGGAAUAUGAGAAAGACCCCUGUGCAAAGUGCCAGUUGUGUGCAUCUCGCUGCCAGAAGUUCUUGAUCUCACGGGUGGGGGAGGACUGGAUCUUCCUUAUUCUGCUGGGGCUACUCAUGGCUCUGGUCAGCUGGGUGAUGGACUAUGCCAUCGCCUUCUGCCAAGAAGCACAGAAGUGGAUGUACGGUGGACUGGACAGUAACUUGCUUCUGCAGUACAUUGCCUGGAUCAGCUACCCUGUAGUCCUCAUUACUUUCUCUGCAGGAUUCACACAGAUACUUGCGCCUCAGGCUGUGGGUUCAGGUAUUCCAGAGAUGAAGACCAUACUCAGGGGGGUGGUCCUGAAGGAGUAUCUGACUUUUAAGACCUUUGUUGCCAAAGUGAUUGGUCUGACCUGCGCGCUGGGUAGUGGAAUGCCUCUGGGGAAGGAGGGACCCUUCGUUCAUGUUGCCAGUCUGUGCGCCGCUCUCCUGAGCAAAUUUAUGGCUGCUGUUUUUGGUGGGAUUUACAUGCUAAAGGAAGAGCCCUUUGAAGGAAGCAAGAAUGAGUUGAGGAACACGGAGAUGCUGUCGGCUGCCUGUGCGGUGGGUGUGGGCUGCUGCUUUGCUGCCCCUAUUGGAGGGGUGCUGUUCAGUAUUGAGGUCACGUCAACAUUUUUUGCUGUGAGGAACUACUGGAGGGGCUUCUUCGCUGCCACCUUCAGCGCCUUCAUAUUCAGAGUGCUUGCUGUCUGGAAUCAGGAGGAAGAGACCAUCACUGCUCUCUUUAAGACCCGUUUCCGUCUGGACUUCCCGUUUGACCUUCAGGAGCUGCCAGCCUUUGCCAUACUGGGGAUUGCGUGUGGUUUUGGGGGAGCUCUGUUUGUCUACCUGAACCGGCUGAUAGUCGAGUGCAUGAGGAAGCAGAAGACAAUUAACAAGUUCUUGCUGAGGAAUCCAUCUCUUCCUGUCAGGCGUCUGGUGUAUCCUGCGCUUGUCACCCUGCUGAUCUCCACACUCACGUUCCCUCCGGGCUUCGGACAGUUCAUGGCUGGACAGCUGACGCAGCACGAGUCUCUAGUGGCGCUGUUCGACAAUCGGACGUGGUGCCGUCAGGGUGUGGCGGAGGAGUUUGACUACAUCAGCCACCACCAUGCCUGGAAACACCCCCAGGUCAACGUCUUCAUCACGCUCAUCCUCUUCACUGUUAUGAAGUUCUGGAUGUCGGCUGUGGCCACCACCAUGCCCGUUCCAUGCGGAGCCUUCAUGCCUGUUUUUCUUAUUGGUGCAGCAUUUGGCAGACUUGUUGGUGAGAUCAUGGCAGCCAUGUUUCCUGAUGGUAUACAUGCUGCAGGCAGCGUGUAUCCCAUAGUUCCUGGUGGUUAUGCUGUAGUUGGUGCUGCUGCUCUGUCUGGAGCGGUCACCCACACUGUAUCCACAGCGGUCAUAGUGUUCGAGCUGACCGGUCAGAUCUCACACAUCCUGCCUGUGAUGAUCGCUGUGAUCCUGGCCAACGCCGUGGCCCAGGCGCUCCAACCAUCGCUGUACGACUCCAUCAUUCGCAUCAAGAAGCUCCCUUAUCUGCCUGAGCUGGGGAUGGGACAUCAUGAGAAGUAUAAUUUCCGUGUGGAGGACAUCAUGGUCAGAGAUGUGCGCUACAUCACUCUUAACUCUUCCUAUCGGGAUCUGCAAGAGAUGUUAAUGACCGGUCAGCUCAAAACGCUGGCCCUGGUUGAAUCCAGAGACUCCAUGAUCCUGCUGGGCUCCAUAGAGCGUUUGCAGCUCCAGUCGCUGCUCUCGCUUCAGCUGUCACGCCAGCGGAGGCUGGAGUACCUCCGCCAGCUGGCGCAGGACAACGGCACGCACGAUCACCUACCCAGUCUUACCAGUGACAGCACCCCCAGCUCUCCCUGCACCCACACCCACCUCAACUCCUCGACCAAUUCCAGUGCUCGCCAAGCGGUCCGCUUCUUGGUGAGCACUCAACAGAUCUCCACAGAGGAGUCUUCAUCCUUCAGCCCAGUGGUUUCCAAUGUUCAGCUUCCUCUGAAAUCCGCCCUGAAAACCGUGUCUGCCAUCAGUGACACAGAGACACCAAACAGCUCUCAGACCCUUUCCUGUGCUGACCAAGACAAGGAGCUGCUGGAGAGCCCGGCUGGGCCGGCUCCUUCUGAAAAAAGAAAGCCCAAGCCCAAACGUGUGAGGAUCUCCAUGGCGGACUCUACCGAGGUGGAAGACUGCAUGACCCCCUCAGAGAUAACAGAGUGGGAGGAGCAGCAGCUUGACGAACCGGUGGAUUUCAAGAACUGUAAGAUUGAUCCGGCACCCUUCCAGCUGGUGGAGCAAACAUCUCUGCAUAAGACUCACACCAUCUUCUCUCUCCUUGGUCUGGACCACGCCUAUGUGACCAGCAUGGGACGACUGGUUGGAGUGGUUUCACUCAAAGAGCUGCGUAAGGCCAUCGAAGGCUCAGUGACGGUGACUGGAGUGAAAGUGCGCCCUCCGUUGGCCAGUUUCCGUGACAGUGGGAACACCACAAAUGUAUCCGAGGUAACUGAACUUCACAAGCUGUGCAUCCGCCACAGGGGGCUCUCUUUGCCACGGGAACCCAACCCUCCAAAUGUGGAGGAUCAGCCAGAUCUCCAGUACAAAGAGAUCCCUGUCAACUUUUCGGACGAAACAAACGUGCAGUUCGAAGCCAGCCCCGGCGACAUCACAAAUCCGUCGUCAGAGCUGCCGCUCCAGGAAAGCCCCUCAUUCACAGAGGAUCAGUCUGAGUUUACUUUUGACUGCAGCCCCUCCCACACUGAGGAAUCGGAGCUGGCCUGUGACUUUGACCCCUCCAACCAAACUCCUGAGCCAGACGAAAUGGAGCAAGAGGAGGCGCCUCUGUCUCUAAACAACAGCCAAUCCGAACCUGGGGGGGAGGGUAGCACAGGCCACACUGAGGAUCAGUCGGAAUGA